Molecule: messenger RNA, 1772 nt
Organism: Puccinia graminis f. sp. tritici CRL 75-36-700-3
Lineage: Eukaryota; Fungi; Basidiomycota; Pucciniomycetes; Pucciniales; Pucciniaceae
Exons: 5
Coding region: 64-1272 (402 amino acids)
Source: RefSeq, a predicted model, not a curated record
GGAGUAUAAAUACAGGAAAUCUGAGAAGGAACUUCGAGAUGACCAUAUCAAAACCAACCAACCAUGUUCUGCUUGAGAAGGUCAACAACAACAACAAGAUCGAUAUGGGAUGACACUAGAAGACUAGCAAGAAGAGCAUUCACUUCAACAACGACAGAGCGGAGUAGUAGUAUCCCGGGAUGGAUCAAAGACCUGGAGAAGAAACAGGGGAGCUUAUCACGACCAUCCCAGCCCAAGCUGACGAUCAUCAACAACCGACAGAAGGAACUCGAGGACCAGAUCAUCAUCUAUCAAGCGUCCAUGAAGGACGACUUCUCUGGCUCACCUAAUCGGAUCGGAAUCAGUAUCAUCGGGCUCUUGAUCACAAGUGGUUUAGUCGCCAAUCAGAUUCGUCAUCAUGGAGCCGGGCCAGUAUGGUCGGAUCCAAAGAGUGAUUGGCUGGAUUUCGAGCUCAAGCUUUGGGACCAAUCCACUCGAAUGGCAAUCUCGAUCGGACUGAUCACGUUCUCAUUCAUCAAAUCGUUGAAGUUCUUGUUCACCUUAACACACACGAUUAAACGGAUCACGAUUCCCAAGGAGCAUCUCACCCACCUCAAGAGGCUGAUUUCUUCGACCAGAAAACGGAACAAGCCGUUGAGCGAAGCGCAACUGAGCAGCCUACGGCUGACGUUCUACUCGAUAGGCUCACUGGAUCUGAUCGGGCCGCUGCGCCGUCUAUUCGGCUUCUCGAUCCAUGCCGGGAUCCCCUUGAGCCGUCUGCUGCGCCUCUCUCGACCUCUAGAGGAACAGACUCAAGCCUUCCAUCAACGUGCACUCUGGUUGAAGUUCUCUUCCUCCAAUCCCAAUCCUCCUCCUCCUCCUCCUCAGCCUCACCCUCGACCUCCCCAAAAAAAUACCCCUCCUCGUCCAGCUGAUCAUCCCCAACUCGGCCUCGAUCUUGCUCAGCUUAACUCCUUCGCUCUCCAAGUCCCCGCCGUAGGCCUCUGGGGUAACGCCAAGUUCGACUUGAGUCCUUCGGACAUCUUGGCCCUCUUCGAAGAAAAGAUCAAGUCGAUCGACGAUGUAACGACUCUCGCCAGACAAACCACUAAUAAUCAGUCCCAACGAACGGCUGAUCAGGCGUACUUAUCCGGCGCCCAAGAAGGCCUGUUGUAUACGCUUUUCGGACUCGAUUUCCGCCACUCGAUCGGCUUCAAUCUCUCGGUCCUGAAAGCCCAUCUUUCGUCCUAUUAUCAACGCCUUUCUUCGAAAACACUUUCCCGAAACUUGUGAUUGAUGCCCCAGCUUUCCCUUCUUGAGUACUUGCCUCUUUAGAGUUAGCUUCUAGCCGCCCCUUUUCUCUAUCGGGGAUCGAAAAAAAUCUUAGUGUUGACUUUCCCUGCUCAGCUUUUGUUCACAUGGUCAUCUAUAGACGUCUUACUCAAGAAUUGUUGUUAUACCCUCAACCCUCCCCCUCCCCCCAUAUCAAAAAAAGUCAAGUUCUCUGAACAUACAAUUAAAGUAACCCCAUCUCCCCAUGGAAAUGUAACCAACAUUAUCUCAUCUGGAAUAGGGCUAUCCCUUUCUCUUUAGGUUAGUGGGAUUAAGCCACUUCCACACAGAUUUGAUGCAAGUUACUUUCAACAACACUUGACUUGAUAAUAUUCCAUGCCUCCAUCACUACAACGAGAAAAAAGAACUCACUCAAGCACUACUAAGAUUCCCAUACUGUAAGGUCAACAUACAUCCAUGUGGUAUUAUGUCUACAAGCUAAGGUUUGCCAUCUUUGCUCA